Colletotrichum spaethianum is the source of this 1620-nucleotide messenger RNA. RefSeq names its product DnaJ 1, mitochondrial. The transcript has 3 exons. Gene Ontology annotation, cellular component: cytoplasm. Lineage: Eukaryota; Fungi; Ascomycota; Sordariomycetes; Glomerellales; Glomerellaceae. The coding region runs from base 1 to 1620 and encodes 539 amino acids. The record is from RefSeq and is a predicted model, not a curated record. Gene Ontology annotation, molecular function: ATP binding; heat shock protein binding. Gene Ontology annotation, biological process: protein refolding; response to heat.
AUGAAUGCAAGCAUUCUUACCAAGGUAGCGGCCCCGGGCCGUCUGCUCUCCAGCCGUAUCUCCCGGCAACCCAAGCUCAAGGACUCUGUCUGCAAGCGCGCCCAGAUUCAUACCGUCACUUAUACCGUCAGACCCACGAACUCCUCAGCUGCACGAGUGACAUGCCAAGCUCCUUCGACCAAGCAUGCUUUCCAUGCAACGUCCAGAAACCUCGCCCCGAGCGACCCUUACAAGACCCUUGGCGUCGACAAGUCUGCGUCUGCGGGUGACAUCAAGAAGGCGUACUACGGCUUGGCGAAGAAAUACCAUCCCGAUACGAACAAAGAUGCCGGCGCGAAGGAGAAGUUUGGAGAGAUCCAGAGCGCAUACGAAAUUCUGUCCGACCCGAAGAAGAAGCAGCAAUUCGAUCAGUACGGCGCGGCUGGUUUCGAUCCCAGUGGUGCACCCGGCGGCGAUCCCUUCGGAGGAGCAGGAAACCCAUUCGGCGGCGGGUUCGGUGGCCAGGGAGGCUUCGGCGGCGGCUUCAACUUCGACGACAUCUUCUCGGCAUUCACGGGCGGUCAGGGCUCGCCAUUCGGACGCCGCGCCAGCGGCCGGAACCCGUUCCAGCAGGAAAUCCUCGUUGGCGACAACAUUGAGGUUCAGUCGAGCAUAUCCUUCAUGGAAGCGGCCAAGGGAACGAGCAAGACCAUUACUGUGACGCCCCUGACCGAGUGUGGGACAUGUGCAGGCAGCGGCUUGAAGCAGGGCACCAAAAGGUCGGAGUGCAAGUCCUGCAACGGAACCGGAACGCGGGUGCACUUCAUGAACGGCGGCUUCCAGAUGGCGUCAACGUGUGGAGCCUGCGGCGGAACGGGCACGACCAUCCCCCGAGGUUCGGAGUGCAGGUCCUGCGCAGGCAACGGUGUUGUGAGGGAACGCAAGACCAUCACCGUCGACAUCCCGGCCGGUAUCGAGGACGGCAUGAGGCUGCGGGUUGAUGGCGCGGGCGACGCCCCCGUCACGGGCAAGAACGCCGAGGCCAACGUGCGGACGCAGAAGGGCGACCUCUACGUCUUCGUCCGUGUGGCGUCCGACCCCAAGUUCCGUCGGGCGGGCUCCGACAUUCUAUACACGGCGAGCAUACCCAUCACGACAGCCAUGCUUGGAGGAGAGGUCACGGUGCCCACGCUCGACGGGCAGGUGAAUGUCAAGGUGGCCACCGGCACGAACACGGGAGACAAGCUGACGCUCUCGGGCAUGGGCAUGAAGAAGCUUAACGGCAGGAGGGGCGGGUCCGGCGACCUGAAGGUCGAGUUCAAGGUCAACAUGCCCAAGUAUCUGAGCGCGAACCAGCGCACCCUGGUGGAGAUGCUGGCGAACGAGAUGGGAGACAAGACGGCUCGGCGGAUCAUGAACGUCACUCCACAGGGUAGAACCCAGCCGGUCUCGCCGGACGACUCCGAAUCCCACAAGAACGAGGGCUUCCUCAAGUCCAUGUGGCACACCCUGACGAACCACCCAGCCCACCAGAAGUCCUCGGAGACAGACGCGGACAAGUCGGCGACGGACAAGAAGACGGACGAGAAAAAGGAUGAGAAGAAGGACGAGAAGAAGGACUCCGGCUCCGGCUCGGCUUAG